GCAGUAACGGCGGUGGUUUAGGCGCUUCCCAUAAUGCACUCCCCGACCAUCAGCGGGAAACCAAAAUGGCGAACGUGCAAGGGGAAAAAGAGCCGUUUGUUAUUUUCUGAAGAAGGGGCAAGCCCAGCAAGUUGUCGGGAUACACAUUUGAAAUAAACUUAUCCGCCAGAGGAGCAAGGGGAAACAACGUCCCUCUCAUCCAGCUAUUUUGUCCCACGACUCAGUUGUAGAAGCGGAGGUGACCGAAUGAGAGACUCAGGGGUUGUGGAUCACCUGUCUCUCCAUCACAGAUCUCACCCCCAGCGGCAGCAGCAGGCUGUGUCCUUGUCACCAAGCAGCCUCUCUGCACGGGAGGAAUAUGGAGAAGACGACAUGUCUGCCAGGUUUAGAGAGGGACAGGACGUGCUGGCCCGGUGGUCGGAUGGAUUAUUCUACUUGGGGACAGUCACAAAGAUAGAUCAGGACAAGCAGCGAUGCUUUGUGGUUUUUGAGGACAGGUCAAAAUCAUGGGUUCUUUGGAAAGAUAUACAAACAGGGGGUGAAGACGACGAGGAUGAUGAAGACGAUGACAUCGUGUGCUCCAUUUGUCAGGAUGAAAUUUCAGAGGAACCCAACGAGAUUGUUAUUUGUGACAGAUGUGGACAAGGUUACCAUCAGCUGUGUCACACCCCCAUCAUCGAUGCUGCCGUCAUCGACUCUGAUGACAGUUGGCUGUGCUCCGAAUGUGAACUAGCUUCUAUACAUAAGAGGGGGAGUACAUACAAUCAGGGGACAUCUGCUAAAAGGUUUUUGCAGCAGGAGCAGCAGCAAAUGGAUCUUCACCUGUCCUUCCCAUACACUCUGGACGAGCUGGUGUGGGACCAGGGCCACAAAACAAACAUACAGCAGUGUUACUGCUACUGUGGUGGUCCAGGAGACUGGUACCUGAAGAUGAUGCAGUGUAACAGGUGUCAGCAGUGGUUCCAUGAAGCCUGUCUCCAUUGCUUACAGAUGCCCAUGCUCUACGGAGAUAGGUUUUAUGUGUUUAUCUGUUCAGUUUGCAACGGUGGACCAGAAUACCUCCACAGACUGCCUCUCAGCUGGAAGGACGUCACCCACCUCAGCCUGUACAACUUGAGUGUGAUUCACAAGAAGAAGUAUUUUGACUCAGAGAUGGAUUUAAUGGCUUACAUUAAUGAGAACUGGGAGCUGCUGCAGCUUGGAGAGCUCGCCAACACAUCAAGAUCUGAACGAUAUGAACAUGUUCUAGAGGCCUUAAACAACAAUAGCUGCUUGUUCAUGUCUGGGAAGGAAGUGAAGAAAAAGAAGCAUUUGUUUGGCCUAAGGAUCCGUUUCCCUCCUGCUGCCCCCAACUGCGACGAGUCAACCAACAGAGUGAUGGAGAGGGCUUCGCAUGAGAUCACCAUCAAGGGAUGCAAGUCCACUAAAGCCAUGUCUGGCAUAAGUGCUCUAAACAACGGCACAGAGGAGAAGAAGAAGAAGAAGAAGAAGAAAAAAAAGAAAAAGAGGAAGCAGGGAGUGCGUUCUCUGGAGUCUCUGGCUAAACCACAACGCUCCUCUCAGCUCUUGUCCCAGGAAACAAGAAAAGCCCUCUCACUGGAGCCUCGUGCAUUGGAACAUUUCAACUCCAUCAAAAGUGACAGAUCGCUGGUGUUACCACGAACUUCAGACGUGGAAUCCAUCGGAACCAUCAGCACCUCAGAAACUACCUCAACUAGCAUUUCAAGACAGUCCAGCUUCUGUAGUCCCAGCAAGAUGCAAACAUCAGCCUGCAACAUGCCUGCUUCUGCUCCACCUUUGAAAAGAAAACGCGGACGGCCACGACGUGCCCUGCAGCCCCCCAACCCAGAGGUCCCCCCUCCCAGCCUUCCAGACAUAAACCCCUCAGCCACAGAGAUGCUAAGCGCCCUCCCAGGACUUCACUCGUCAGACAUAGUUCACGGCAUGGACCCCAGCACUCAGCUCUCGCAUCUCAAGAACUCUAUCAGCAAUUAUUUUGGAGCAGCGGGGCGUCUGACUUGCGGCGAAAAGUACAAAGUCUUGGCCCGGCGGGUCACCCUCGAUGGCAAGGUGCAGUUUUUGGUGGAGUGGGAAGGAGUCACUGCCUCAUAGGCCUGUGUGUCUGCAUCACCACUUCAGACUUAACCAGUACUGUGCUGGUGACCUGUAUUUAGAGCAUUGACUGAUUUACAUGCCUUGUUUAGUUUAGACGAGCCAUUUUUGCCUGUUAAGCUUUCUGUAAAGCCUGUUGGUUCAGUGUGGUCCAUUUUGUCAGAUAUAUAAUUAAGACAGUGAAUGAUGCAGGGGAGGCGGUGUCAUUGAACCACACCAGUAUUUGUUAUUGUGGUUUACAGAAACCGCAGCUUAUUUAGGUGUAAAUAAUUGAUCUGCUGGCUGAACCUUUAGGCUUUUGAAAAUGUUAUUGUGCUUUAUUUUUAAUCCAGUGAUGCGCUUUUUUGUUGUUUUUCUCCCUGACCACAUGUGAUUGGUCAGGUAAUGAAUGAUGAAUCUUCCAGGAUAAGAGAAAGUGGGGAAGUUUCUUAAAAAUGCAGCUUAUCAAAACAGUGGAGAGGUAAAUAUUUUUUUCUCUUUCUUACAGAAUGUGAUGAAUAAAAAUGUCCUUUUACACCCAUGUCCCCUCUCUCUCUUAUCCCAGCUACGAGUACCUCUUGUUGCCUUUGGAAGGCGCAGCCUUCGGCUCUGUUUUAGAAAACGUGCUUGUAUUUGAGCAUCAGGCCAGGAGCUCAAAACAAGAGGUGUGCUGCUGCAGAUGUUUAUUUUAUAUAAAACUAUACUACAUUUAUUAUUAUCCCUUUUAUUCUUUGUUCUUUGUUCUUUCUGGAUGUACUUGCACAUAUCAAGUUCUGUUUAUUAGGCCAACGUGUACUUUUUAAACCAAUUAUUAAAGCUUAGCCAAGGCAGCAUUUCUAAUCUAUGGUAAAUUUGUUUUUAUUUACUCCCAGGAAUUUAGUUUCUUUUAUGCAUUCUGAUUUGAAACUGAUUAAAAACUUAAAUCAUAGUUUCAUAGUUAAAGAAGUGCAAAGGAUGAAUGUUAAAGUCCCAGUUAUGUCGUUGUUUGCUGCUGCAUAUGCAACUCAGUGUGGGACUGAACAGUUGUGUAAUUGGAAAACUUUAGCAUUGCUGUUACAAUGCUUCUGUGUUAAGUUGCUUUGGGUGACAGGCACCAAAAAAAAAAAUUAAAAGGUUUCUUUUUUACAGCAAGUUCACCUUUUGUCGUACUCAGGAUAUAUCCCAAAACUUCGCUGCAUUGUGGACUGGGACAAGGUCGUUCAGUUAAUGUUGUGCAGUGUUUUAAUAUCAGAUUCUCUAUUUGCCAUGGUUUUGUACCACAUUAUAUUUUUUAUUAAGCUAAAUUUCUCCAUUUUGCUGUCAGAAAACAACCACUGGAAAAGUUCAGAUGCUGUAUGUUAUGGCGACCGGUAAAUAUUCAGUUUGUGUGGUUAUCUCUUUUUGGAGAUGUUUAUGCCUUUUUGUCAAGUUGAACAGAUGUUUUUGAUACAUGCUUGUCUUCGUUGUAGGGAUAUAGUGUGUGCUUUUUGAAGCUUCUCCAUGUUCAGCUUCUCAGUCUACAUGUUGCUACCACCGGCCUCCAAAUGGCCUCUGUAGCCAAAGAACUUACGUAACAUUUUCUUUGUCUUUUGAGAUUCUUCUUGAUACAUUUUUAUACAUUAUAUAGGUUGACGUGUUACUUGUGAACCUGUUUUUGUUAAAGUAUGAAUAAAAGUUGAUAAUUUGA
This is a messenger RNA of Melanotaenia boesemani (Boeseman's rainbowfish), 3757 nucleotides long. It is a transcript of the gene mtf2, whose product is annotated as metal response element binding transcription factor 2. The transcript has 15 exons. NCBI's taxonomy places the organism in Eukaryota, Metazoa, Chordata, Actinopteri, Atheriniformes, Melanotaeniidae. Bases 247 to 2112 code for a protein of 621 amino acids. Gene Ontology annotation, biological process: regulation of DNA-templated transcription; chromatin organization. Gene Ontology annotation, cellular component: nucleus. Gene Ontology annotation, molecular function: chromatin binding; DNA binding. The record is from RefSeq and is a predicted model, not a curated record.